This is a messenger RNA of Solanum lycopersicum (tomato), 1904 nucleotides long. Its product is annotated as xylan glycosyltransferase MUCI21. Lineage: Eukaryota; Viridiplantae; Streptophyta; Magnoliopsida; Solanales; Solanaceae. Gene Ontology annotation, molecular function: glycosyltransferase activity. The record is from RefSeq and is a predicted model, not a curated record.
AUUUGAAGAUUCCAAAUAGCACACAGCAAACCUUGAACCCCAGCAAAAACCUUUCCUCAAGUAAACUUUUCAAAGAUUAUAAAUAUCAAAAGAUUUUCUUUUAUUACAAAAAAAAAAGUUCAUAUUUUAAAGCUGUUUUAUGUUGAAGAAAAUGGUGUAUUACCAGAGAUAUCAUCAAUGGAGAAAAGGGGAUGUUCCUUUUGUUUGUGAAAACAGCAAAAGAGUAGCAAGACCUAAGCUUUUGUUUCUUGUUUUUCUAUCUUUUAUGUCUUUUAGCUUUAUUUUAGCUCCUCUUUUCUUCCCAUCUGCUCCUACUCUUUCUCUUUUAUAUUCAUUUGGUUUUGAAGAUGAAGGGGUUGUUUCUACAUCAGAUGUAUAUGCUUCUGUUUGUUCCUCUGUCUCUAAUGGGUCAAUUUGCUGUGAUAGAAGUAGCAUUCGUUCCGAUAUCUGUGUGAUGAAAGGGGAUGUAAGAACAGAUUCUGUUUCCUCCACAAUUACCCUCUACAGAAGCAACGGUUAUGGCAGUCAAGUUAUUGGGGCCUCUGGUGAAAAUGAUGAGAUAUUCCAACACGAAAAGAUUAAGCCGUAUACUCGGAAAUGGGAAAAAAGUGUGAUGGACACCAUUGAUGAGUUGAACCUUGUUACAAAGGGAGAGAAUUCUGCUAUUCAUCAGAAGUGUGAUGUUCAACAUGAUGUGCCUGCUGUGUUCUUCUCUACUGGAGGUUACACUGGUAAUCUUUACCACGAAUUCAACGAUGGGAUUAUGCCUCUUUACAUAACUUCUCAGCAUUUCAACAAGAAAGUUGUGUUUGUAAUACUCGAGUAUCAUGAUUGGUGGAUCUCAAAGUACGAGAACAUACUUCCUCACCUCACUGAAUAUCCUAUUAUCGACUUUAGAGGCGAUAACAGGACUCAUUGCUUCCCUGAGGCUGUAGUUGGUUUAAAGAUCCACGAUGAGCUAACUAUUGAUGCUUCAUUGAUGGGAACAAACAAGACCAUUAGGGAUUUCCGAGACAUGCUUGACCGAGCUUAUUUGCCUCGAAUUAGAGGUUUGAUCCAAGAAGAGGAACAUGAAACACAAUUGGAUAAGAAUAUAUCUGCUUUUUCACCGUCAGCUAAGACAAAGAUAGAAACGACUGAAGAAAAGCUGGACGUGAAGAAACCUAAAGUAGUCAUCAUAGCUAGAAACGAUUCAAGAGCUAUACUCAAUGAAGCUUCAUUAGUUAAAAUGGCACAAGGUAUUGGGUUCCAAGUGGAAGUUUUGAGGCCUCAACGAACGACUGAGCUAGCAAGAAUCUAUCGAGCUCUUAAUUCCAGUGAUGUUAUGAUUGGAGUUCACGGUGCUGCUAUGACUCAUUUCCUUUUCAUGAGGCCUGAUUCUGCUUUCAUCCAAAUCAUUCCGCUAGGAACAGAUUGGGCAGCAGAUACAUACUAUGGACUACCAGCAAGGAAGUUAGGUCUCAGGUACAUUGGCUACAAAAUCCUUCCACAAGAAAGCUCUUUGUACAACGAGUACGAGAAAACUGAUCCUGUUCUUACAGACCCCGAUAGUGUGAACAACAGAGGAUGGGAGUUCACGAAAAAGAUCUACCUUGAUCGUCAAAAUGUGAAGUUGAACCUUCGAAGGUUCCAUAAGAGACUGCUUCGUGCGUAUUACUAUUCUAUGGCAAAGAAGAAUGGUCAUCUUCAUCAUCAAAAUCAGUAAUCCUUUUCCAUCUUUUCGGUUACUGGAGUGGACGGGAAUUAUCUCAUUAGUUUAUAGUUCUUAAGAGUUGUACAUCAAUACUCGCAAGAAAAAAAAAGCAACUUUUUUUUUGUAUAGAUCAUUUUGCAUUUGUUGUAAAUCAAGUAGGAAAAAUACAUUUUGCUAUAUACUUCAUUCACUUCAUUUUUUUUUCUCCUAA